Knipowitschia caucasica is the source of this 252-nucleotide messenger RNA. The record is from the annotation of a GenBank genome assembly. Lineage: Eukaryota; Metazoa; Chordata; Actinopteri; Gobiiformes; Gobiidae.
AUGACACCUCCUCACACAGAGGAGCAGACCCAUGAGACCUCCUCACACAGAGGAGCAGACCCAUCAGACCUCCUCACACAGAGGAGCAGACCCAUGACACCUCCUCACACAGAGGAGCAGACCCAUCAGACCUCCUCACACAGAGGAGCAGACCCAUCAGACCUCCUCACACAGAGGAGCAGACCCAUGACACCUCCUCACACAGAGGAGCAGACCCAUGACACCUCCUCACACAGAGGAGCAGACCCAUGA